This is a messenger RNA of Conger conger (European conger), 378 nucleotides long. Its product is annotated as cytochrome P450 2K3-like. NCBI's taxonomy places the organism in Eukaryota, Metazoa, Chordata, Actinopteri, Anguilliformes, Congridae. The record is from RefSeq and is a predicted model, not a curated record. Gene Ontology annotation, molecular function: monooxygenase activity; iron ion binding; oxidoreductase activity, acting on paired donors, with incorporation or reduction of molecular oxygen. Bases 1 to 378 code for a protein of 125 amino acids. Gene Ontology annotation, cellular component: intracellular membrane-bounded organelle. The transcript has 2 exons.
AUGUCAAUAAUCAAGGCCCUCAUGGCAGACACCUUCUCCAUCUCCUUCUUCCUCCUGUGCGCAGCAGUGCUCUCCUUUAUCCUCCUUUUCAAAUCUUCAAAAAAAAGGUGCAGCCGCUAUAAGUUCCCCCCGGGACCCAAACCUUGGCCCCUGAUCGGCAACCUCAACAUCCUCAACAUGAACUACCCUCAGAGAACCAUGUGCAAGCUAGCAGAGCAGUAUGGACCAGUGUUCACCUUCCAUAUGGCCAGGAAGAAGUACAUCGUUCUAACUGGAUAUGAUGCUGUGAAGGAGGCUCUGGUGACCCAGGCACAUGACUUUGGGGAGAGGGGCUUGACUCCAUCGACUAAGCACAAUUUCAAUGGCAAGGGUGAGUGA